Molecule: messenger RNA, 4715 nt
Organism: Aureobasidium uvarum
Lineage: Eukaryota; Fungi; Ascomycota; Dothideomycetes; Dothideales; Saccotheciaceae
Source: the annotation of a GenBank genome assembly
GUGCCAUCUACUCGAACAUGUUGCGCGGAGUCAACAGGCUAGCCGUCAGGCCGAAUCGCCUUGCACACACCAACCUACCAGCUUUGCGACGAACCUAUGCUUCGGUAACCGACUUGUCAAACUAUCCCAAGCCCGGAGAUCAAUUACACGGAUUCACCUUGAAGCGUGCCAAACACGUCCCGGAGCUCGAGCUCACUGCUCUCCAAUUCACCCACGAGCGCACCGGCGCCGACUACCUACACAUCGCCAGAGAUGACCAGAACAAUGUCUUCUCCAUUGGCUUCAAGACGAACCCUCCGGAUGCCACUGGAGUCCCCCACAUCCUGGAACACACGACUCUUUGCGGCAGUCAGAAGUUCCCUGUUCGCGACCCCUUCUUCAAGAUGCUGCCGCGAUCCCUCUCGAACUUCAUGAACGCCUUUACCUCGUCCGACCACACCACCUACCCCUUCGCCACGACCAAUGCACAAGACUUCAAGAACCUCAUGGGUGUCUACCUCGAUGCAACCCUACAUCCUCUUCUUCAAGAGCACGACUUUACUCAAGAAGGAUGGCGUCUCGGUCCAGAGAACCCUCAAGCCGAGAACCCUUCCUCCGACGACAUCAUCUUCAAGGGUGUCGUGUACAACGAAAUGAAGGGCCAAAUGUCCGACUCGCAAUACCUCUACUACAUUCGCUUCCACGAGAACCUGUUCCCUGCCAUCAACAACUCUGGUGGCGACCCUCAAAAGAUGACUGACCUAACCUACGAACAACUCAAGAAGUUUCAUGCCGACCACUACCAUCCCAGCAACGCAAAGGUCCUGACCUACGGAAACCUGCCUCUCGCCGACCACNNCUUGGAGUCCAUCGGCAAGGAAUUGGACAGCUUCUCGCGCAUUUCUGUAGAUUCGGACAUCAAGGUCCCUGAUAGCCUCGACAAUGGACCUCGCUCCAUCACUGUCAANGGGCCCCUGGAUCCUUUGAACUCUGCCGAUUCUCAGUUCAAGACUUCUGUUACCUGGCUUAUGGGAGACACUUCCAACGUUCUCGAAAACUUCUCGCUCUCCAUCAUCUCCUCGCUAUUGAUGGACGGUUAUGGCUCGCCUCUCUACCGCAACCUUAUCGAGGCUGGCCUUGGUCCCGACUUUUCACCAAACACUGGCUUCGAUGGGUCUGGCAAGCGCGGUGUUUUCUCUGUCGGUCUUAACGGCGUCAAGCAGGACAACGUGCCCAAGGUCAAGGAAGCCGUCAUGGAAACUCUGCGCCAGGUUAGAGAGAAGGGUUUCGACCAAUCCAAGAUUGAUGGUAUCCUGCAUCAGCUUGAGCUCAGCCUGAAGCACAAGACUGCAAACUUUGGCAUGUCCAUCAUCCAGCGUCUGAAGCCUGGCUGGUUCAAUGGUGUCGAUGUUUUCGAUGCUCUGGCAUGGCAGCAGACGGUUGACACCUUCAAGGCAGAGUGUGCCAAGGGUGGCUACCUCGAGAGCUUGUUAGAGAAGUAUCUGCUUAACGAUAAUACUUUGACAUUUACCAUGGAACCUUCCGCAACCUAUGGUGAGGAUCUUCUCGCAGAGGAGGCACAGAGACUUGCAUCGAAGAAAGCGGAGGCCGAAAAGAUCUACGGCUCGAAGCAGGAGGCCUACGACCAGCUAAAGAAGAGGGAGCUUGAGCUCGUCGAACAACAGAUGCAGGAACAGGACCUGAGCUGCCUGCCAUCUGUUCAUGUUAAGGACAUUCCUCGCACCAAGCCCACUACCGAAACUCGUCAGGACUCUCUUAACAAUGUCAAGGUGCAAUGGAGAGAGGCCCCGACGAACGGUUUGACCUACUUCAGAGCUCUCAGCAUCUUCAAGGAUUUGCCCACCGAGCUGCGCACCUUUGUGCCUUUGUUCUGUGAUGCACUUAUGCGCAUCGGAACCAAGACCAAGUCGAUGGAAGAGAUCGAAGAUCUGAUCAAACUCAAGACUGGCGGCGUGUCAUUCGGAUACCACGCAUGUACCUCCCCUACCAACAUCAAGGCCUGCGAGGAGGGCUUGAGCCUGUCAGGAUUCGCGCUUGAUCAGAAUGUUCCCGCCAUGUAUGACCUGAUCCGAACAAUCAUUCUGGAAACCGACUUCGACGGACCCAAGGCCAAAGCCUCUCUCCGCGAGCUGGUUCAGAGCGCUGCUAGUGGCGGUGUCGAUACCAUCGCAGAGUCAGGCCACGCCUAUGCCAGACGUGUUGCUGAGGCUGGCAUCAGCCCUCACGGAAGUUUGCUAGAGCAGACUGGAGGUAUCAGCCAAAUCAAGCACAUGGUGUCUCUCGCGUCACUAUCCGAGAUUGGUGACGAUAUCAUCCAGCCGCUGAAGGCCAUUCAGCAGCUCAUUGCAGCCAAUGUCUCCAACAUGAGAGUCGCCAUUACUUGCGGUGCCGAGUCUACCAGCAUCAACGAGGUGGCCCUCGAAGGCUUCCUCAGAAAGACUUUCGCAUCAUCGUCCGAGCUUUCAUCUCAGUCUCAGUCAAGUCAGACGUUGACACGCACCGCCAAGUCAUUCUUCCCCCUUCCUUACCAGGUUUACUACUCCGGUCUCGCCCUUCCUACGGUUCCGUACACUGAUGCUUCGGGCGCGCCAUUGGCGGUUCUCGCACAGCUGCUCACACACAAACACCUGCAUCGUGAGAUCCGCGAGCGUGGUGGUGCUUAUGGAGGUGGUGCCUACUCUCGCGCACUGGAUGGUGUGUUCGGGUUCUACUCUUACCGCGACCCCAACCCUGAAAAUACCAUCAAGGUAUUGGACAAUGUUGGCAAGUGGGCAGUGGACAGAGAGUGGAGUGACCGCGAUCUCGAGGACGCCAAGUUGUCUGUCUUCCAGGCACUCGACGCUCCUAGAAGCGUCAGUGAGGAGGGCAUGACCAGAUUCGUUAGCGGUGUGACUCCAGACAUGGAGCAGACACGACGACAGCAGCUUUUGGAUGUGACGCAAGAGCAGGUGCGCGAUGCUGCAGAACAAUUCUUGGUGAAUGGCAUGUCCAACAGUAGCAUGGCUGUUCUCGGCGCACGCAAGAGCUUUGUGGACGAGGCACAAGGUUGGAAGGUGCAGGAAAUUGGGCUGGGCGGUGGUGCUGCAGCUGAAGUUGAGGCCGAGGCAGAGGUUGCUGCAGCGGCAGCGGAAGCUGCGACGCGUCUUCUCCUGACGCGGGCGGCCAGCUCUCACACUUUCUUCUGGUCAUGCACACUGUUGCAACAAAUUGCAUUGCGAUAUGGCGCCUUCAAAUUCGGUCGAUGCGCUAUUACAGNUCUCCCUCGUUUCGAUGUCCGAUUGAAGACAGAAACUGACCAGAUCCAAAGGAACGAGGAAUACCAGACCCUCGAGCGCACACGGUCGUCAUACAAUCCCCUCCGAUCAUUCCAUCUAGCAAAAGGCGAACAAAAGCAUUACCAACAACAAUAUGCCGACAUGUACUUUGCCCGACUGGCCGUUCUCAAACCUACCGUAGAACGCAUUGCCAGCGAAGCAUGGGAUGGCUUCGAGAUUGGCGGAGAUGAGGUACACAAAGUCGAUCGAGUGUUAGACGUCCGACAAGGUGAGCUGGUCUGGGUAGCCGGCACCGUCUACAUAGAGAUGCCACUCAAGCCCAACAUUCUCGACGACAUUUCGAAACAUUUUACCUCUGGAGAAAGCGAUCAAAUCAUGCUCGAAGACGAAUCCGGUCGACUACGCUUGACGGGCAGUUUCCUGAGCUCAUGUCUGCUAGUAACUGGGUGCAUCGUAGCCGUCAUGGGCACAGAAAAUGCCAAUGGUGACUUCGAAGUCAUCGACCUGAAAAUACCCGAGCUGGCACCACAAUUCGAACGUUGGUCCCUAGGCCAAAGCGGCGGCGCAAGCAAAAGAAGGUUGAAAAGAAGGAGAAGGCUGGCAAGGUUGCUAUUNGUCUCGACACUAGGUGUCAGUGGUGACUCUGGCGACACGAUGGCUCUAGACAUGCUUGUGGAAUAUCUCCUCGGCGAGUCGGCUUCCCCCACCGAGCAAGAGAAGAUCUCGAGCAUCUCACGACUUUUGAUUGCUGGUAACUCUCUGUCCUCGGCGAACCCCGUCCCAAAUGCAGAAGAAGUGGCAAUCAAGAAGCCUUCUGCCGUCAAAAAAUAUGGCUACGACGCUUCCUCCUACAAUCCUGCCCCAACCGAUCGCCUGGACUCUCUGCUGGAAUCACUUCUACCAUCAAUACCCAUUACUUUGAUUCCUGGAGAACAAGACCCUACCCAUACAUCGUUACCCCAGCAACCCAUGCACUCCGCCCUGUUUCCAAAAAGUAGAGCAUACAUGGCUGCGCCUAAUUCAGAAGAAUCGGCCUGGUUCGACACUGUCACAAAUCCCUGGGAAGGCGACGUGGAUGGCUGGAGAGUUCUCGCUACUGGCGGUCAGCCGAUUGAUGAUGUCUUCAAAUACAUCGAAGGCGACGACCGACUGGAGAUGAUGGAAGCAACAUUACGCUGGAGACUGUGCGCACCCACCGCUCCAGACACACUAUGGUGCUAUCCUUUCCAAGACAAAGAUCGCUUCGUCAUCGAGGCUACACCGCACGUCUACAUUGUAGGCAAUCAGCCUCGAUUCCAGUCCACUGUUGUUGAAGGACCUGAUGGCCAGAGCUGCCGAAUCAUCUCUGUGCCACGCUUCAAGGACACUAGCGAGUUGCUUCUACUGGACAUGGAGACGCUCGAGGUAGAAGUUGUCAAGUUUGGUGUUUACCAGCAGACU